AUGUCUUUCACGGACUGGGACUUCGGAUCGAACGACAGAACGCUCGCACGACUCGCACGAACGAAUCGAACGUUCUGUGAGCCUGCCCUGGAUGCCUUAUGGAGUGAAUUGAAUACUUUGAACCAUUUGCUGAAGAUAUUGCGAAGCUCUUACGAGGAAAGGGCCAUCGUAGGGCGUCCGGACAAGCCAUGUUGUUACGCAUAUCGUGUCCGUUCCCUCUCCAUAGGGAAUAUUCUCACCUCUGUCCACCCCUCGGUCUAUCCAAUACUCGCGCAAGCAACCCAAAGACGCGUGCUAUUUCCUCGCCUGACCACGCUCGAGUUUAACAAAGACAGGGUUAUGGACUAUGCCAGUAUGCACUUCAUUGCUCCAUUGCUGGUGUCAACUACACUCCAAAAAUUGGAACUCGCCUUACCUAAACCGCCGCGGUCAGAGAUCACGCGGGACAAUCUCUAUGACAUGCCCUCCGGGCCUGACGCAGUCGACCGAGAGGAAGUCGUGUCUAAGACCCUGGACCCUUUCAGCGUUGGCUGUCGGGAGUCACUCGUCCUUAUCGUCGAUACGGGCAUGCAGCCUCUACCUUCCAUGCGCCCGAUCGCCAAAUUCCAAAACCUUCAGACACUGGACGUCCGUUGCAUUUCGGUCGCUGACGUCUUACGCUACGGAUCCGAGAUACCCACGCUCACGUCACUCAGCGUCAUGCUCGUCUAUGACCCGGCGGAUGCUAUGCAGUCGCAACCUGCUGUACAAACACAACCUGCUGCACAACCGCAGCCUGCUGCACAACCGCAACCCGCUACACAGCCGCAACCCUUGCCGUCCACAUGUUUCUCCAAACCCCAGUCGCUUACCGUCACUGGCCGGGACUCGGAGGUAGUGAAGCUCAUCGGAGGCCUUUCUCGCACGACGCUGCCAUAUCUGCACAUCACAGUGGACCUUCAGCUUCCGCCUGACGGCAAUGCAUUCAGCGCUGCAUUAGCUGCGAAAUGUGCUACGAUGACAGCACUACGAGGAAUAUCAAUCUACUAUCGCUCCCCUCAGGAUCACCCCCUCUUAGGAUCUCUCUUCAGCAAUGUCGUACCCCUGCUGAGUCUGCAUAAUCUCGAAGACGUUACAAUAUCCUUCAUCUCAGCAGCCUUGGAUGUUACAGACGACGACAUGCAAAUGCUCGCUACUGCAUGGUCAAAAUUGAGGGUCCUGACGCUCUCCUGGGAUGUUUUCGACAGGGAGGUGCAGUUGACGCCGACAUCGACAUCUCUUCUUGGAUUCGCUCGUAGAUGCCCUCAGCUUCGCAAGCUCGGCCUCAGUUAUGUAGAUCUGACCGACGUUGGGGAACCGGCUUCGUGGCCAUCCGCCUCUCAUUCCUUACAGCAGCUCGAUGUUGAGUUUGGAUAUGAUGAUGAUUACGCCGGACUAAUCCAACAAGAAUUAGAUCCUGAGACGACCGCGAAAUUCCUCAAUUGUGUUUUUCCAACAGUGAAGCUAAGUCACAGCAUAUUCGACAGGCUCAAGAACUACGCGGAUGUGUUAGGCGCAGCCUGGGAGGCGCUACAGCAAGAGAGAAAAACAGUUGUACAGGAAGUGAUCGGGUGA
Molecule: messenger RNA, 1593 nt
Organism: Postia placenta MAD-698-R-SB12
Lineage: Eukaryota; Fungi; Basidiomycota; Agaricomycetes; Polyporales; Adustoporiaceae
Exons: 2
Coding region: 1-1593 (530 amino acids)
Source: RefSeq, a predicted model, not a curated record